AUGUAUAUUUUGCUAUUCAAAGAUAAUAAUAGCGAUGUGAUCGAAAAGAUACCAAUCCGUGCACGAUCGCAGAGCUGGCUGAUCAGAACCCGACAUCUGCUCGAUCAUACCAAAGUUCUGAUUCUCGUUGUUGUCACCUUCCCAUUUUGCUUGCCAUUUUGUCUCAAGGUCGCGAGGGAAUAUGAAAGGGCAGUGGUCAUGCGGCUCGGACGCCUCAUUGAUGGUGGUACUAAAGGACCGGGACUAUUUUUCAUUAUGCCUUGUAUUGAUACUUUUCGCAUCGUUGAUUUGCGAGUGCUUUCAUUCGAUGUGCCACCGCAGGAAAUACUGAGCCGUGAUUCUGUCACGGUAUCCGUGGAGGCUGUCAUCUAUUUCCGAGUCAAUAAUCCGGUUAUCUCGGUAACAAACGUCAAUGAUGCGCAAUUCAGCACAAAACUUCUGGCCCAAACAACGCUUCGGAAUGUUCUUGGCACUCGUACACUUAAUAUCCGGUUACCGCACCAGCUGAUGAGAUCGAUGGCUGCAGAAGCGGAAGCUGCUCGAGACGCUCGUGCUCUGAUCAUACAUGCUGAUGGAGAGCGGAAAGCAUCCUGGUUCGUUUUCUUAUAUUGUUCUGGAAUUUUGAUCCUACGACGUUACUGCCCGUCAGAGUGA
Messenger RNA from Gongylonema pulchrum, 654 nucleotides. The record is from the annotation of a GenBank genome assembly. Lineage: Eukaryota; Metazoa; Nematoda; Chromadorea; Rhabditida; Gongylonematidae.